This is a messenger RNA of Cyphellophora attinorum, 678 nucleotides long. RefSeq lists its product as uncharacterized. The transcript has 2 exons. NCBI's taxonomy places the organism in Eukaryota, Fungi, Ascomycota, Eurotiomycetes, Chaetothyriales, Cyphellophoraceae. The record is from RefSeq and is a predicted model, not a curated record. Bases 1 to 678 code for a protein of 225 amino acids.
AUGGCGAAAUACCGCAGCUGGCGGCAACGUCGAAACUGGAGAGACCGGAGAAUCCUCUAUUUCAAAUGGAGCAAGCUGAUGCGUCCGUCCGAACUCAAGUCAGACGAGGUGGACCUCCAUCAAUACCUAAACCUUAGAUGCCUCGCUGAAGUGUUUGAAGAGCCCGAAGUUGAUCUCAAGCGACUCGCUAGAAGAGUAAAGAGCUUGAAGUCCUCAGCCAACGUGAGUGAGGGCGACGAGUCGAUGAAUGCAGCUGCGCGCCGCAGAGCGAAGGCCAGAAAGAAGGCCAUCGAAGCACAUAAGCAGAAAAUGAAGCAAUGUCAGGAUAUCAAGAACGGAGACCUCGAGCACCCACUCGAGACCAUUGUCCGACAGGCGCGCAAGAACAUAACCAAGAUCAAGGGCGGUCUCAAAGAGGGCAUAGAGAUGGUUCAGGACUACGGUGCCGGUCCGGUGGAGCGUCGAAUAUGCAAGAUGCUGCGCAAGUUCCGUCAAAUGGCACAAAAAGACCUUCUCGAAGCUGAGAAGGCCUACAGCCUGAGCAGGGGCAAUGUUGACGACCUCAACGAUGAGAAUGGAUGGAGGCCGCAGCAGGAGCUCGCGAUCAAAGGCGAACGCUUGAUGGAUAAGAUGCGCGAUGCUAUCAGUUCGAAAGCCAACGAAGGCAAGGUUGCCUAA